Bipolaris maydis ATCC 48331 is the source of this 525-nucleotide messenger RNA. NCBI's taxonomy places the organism in Eukaryota, Fungi, Ascomycota, Dothideomycetes, Pleosporales, Pleosporaceae. The record is from RefSeq and is a predicted model, not a curated record.
AUGCAAGACUACCAUCACCGAUAUCCCAUCUUAGAAAACGGCACCCGGCCAACUUUUGUUCAGAGGGGUUGGAGCUCUAUGCGAAGCGAUUUUCAGAGCCUCACAGACACCAGUGAGUUAACCUCUGUGCAGAGGCCUGCUUUCGAUUCGCUUGCUACUUGCAAUAAUCUCACAGUACCUACUCCCAGGGCUACUGUGGGUGCCAAUAUAGGAGUGCCUGUGUUAAAUACGGUAGCAGAACCAAUGUCUACAAGUGCUACCAUGUUGGCAGCCGCGAAAACUAUGGAGAUGAAGCGAGGACCAGACGAUACGUUAAUGAGCAGACCAAGUAGCUUGCAUCUAGCCGUGCUGGACGUUGGUUGGAGAGACAUGCAUAUUCGAGGUGGCGAGGAAGCAACAAAGUCGAACGAGCCGAGUGUCCCGACCGUGUCAGAUGUGAAUAAACGACCAGGCGGCUAUACUGGUGCGUGGCCUCAAAAUACGUCGGGCACUUGCUUCAGGUGUGCAAAUCGUGCCAGGAGUUGA